GUUUUUAAUGCGCAUGCGCAGAGUUUUAUGUGCUACUGUUUUGCUUUAAAUAGGGCGGACUUUGUUGAAGAGAGCCAUCUGGUGUGAUCGUGUCAGAGAGAAAGCCAUCUGGUGUGAUCGUGUCAGAGAGAGCCAUCUUGUGUGAUCGUGUCAGAGAGAGACUAUUCCUGCACUUGGAGAAUGUUUCCCAGCCGCAUGUGUAUGGUCGGAUGCUUUGUGCCAGUUCUGCUUGGAGCUUUGCAAGUUGACGGGAAAAGCAGAUCCGAGCAACAUAAUUUGGUAGAGAGGGCAGGUAAGUCUGAUGUCUAUAAGUAAUAUUAUGUUCAUGAGUUAACUUUCCAUUUAACUUUUAUUUUAGCUUGGCUUUACUUACAGUGGGCCACAUCUCAUAGCACCAAGAUUUUUUGUUUGUUAAUAAUUUGUUUGAUAACUUUUUUACCAUUGAAACAAAAAUGCUGUAGAUCUAUGCAUUCUUAUUCUGUUGUAUAUAAUUUUUUUUUUCUUUUACGUUUCUGAUCGACCUCUAGGCUCGGACUGGUGGCGUGUCAUCUUGAAAAUUCCCAAUGUUGAUGCGAUCAUUGCAGAAAUCGCUAAUCUACCCAGUCAUGUCGCUAAAGGACUAAAAUCGCUUUGUGAGAACAGCGGCAGUGUUUGUCAGACAGUCACGAACGUUAUGUACAAAUUUAAAUCUUUCCCAGGGGAAAUCAUAAGUAAAAUUACCAGCAUAUGCAGUCACGACCUGACCACCUGCACGAUGUUGGCGUCAAAGGCCACUCCGUUAGCAUCAGUCCCACUUUCGAUCCUUUCCAACGUGCUGGAAUUGUGCGAUGGCUCACCGCAAACAUGCGUUGACCAAAUAACACGUCUCAUCAUGCAGCAAGACGUGCCCCUUGCAUCAGUGGCCCCUGCACCAGUGCCCCCUGCAUCAGUGCCCUCUGCAUCAGUGCCUCCUGCAUCAGGUCAAGCACCUCGCCCCCACGUGCAGCCAACACGUGCCGUCUCAUCCGAGGGAGGGAACACCACAGUGAAACCCCUGGAGUCGGAAGGGGACUCCAAGCCGCCGCCUCAUUACGUCCCGACGACAGGUCCACACAAGAAGGACGCGAACUUCAGUCACAGCCCCAAUGGGGCGAGUCCAACCAGACGUCAACGUUUCCCACAUGCUGUCCUCAUGGCGUGUGUCAUCCUCCUGGGCUAUUUCAUAUUUCAGUGAUCGUCCUGUUCUAUGUGUCAGAGUGCGGACUUCUCGCUUUUCAUUUAUACAACUAUUGUUUUUAUGGUUAAAUUCAACUGUCUAUAGUCACAUUUUUUUUUAAAAUAUACAUUUUUAAUUGCUCUAUUUUAAAGAUGCAGGGAACAAAAUGGGAGGAGGGGGUGGGGGAGAGACUAAAAUGAAUUUUGUAACAAACAUAAAUAAAG
Messenger RNA from Lymnaea stagnalis (great pond snail), 1419 nucleotides. Lineage: Eukaryota; Metazoa; Mollusca; Gastropoda; Lymnaeidae. The record is from the annotation of a GenBank genome assembly.